This is a messenger RNA of Lates calcarifer (barramundi perch), 1892 nucleotides long. It is a transcript of the gene ppp6c, whose product is annotated as protein phosphatase 6, catalytic subunit. Bases 109 to 1062 code for a protein of 317 amino acids. Lineage: Eukaryota; Metazoa; Chordata; Actinopteri; Centropomidae. Gene Ontology annotation, cellular component: cytoplasm. Gene Ontology annotation, molecular function: protein serine/threonine phosphatase activity. The transcript is spliced from 7 exons. The record is from RefSeq and is a predicted model, not a curated record. Gene Ontology annotation, biological process: G1/S transition of mitotic cell cycle; peptidyl-serine dephosphorylation.
UAACUUAACAACAGUGAUUAAAAUUGAAAAUGAAGGAGCGGUGAGAAGGAAGAAGAAAGGGAACUUGGUAGCUGGCUAACUAUUACUCCUCUGGUUUGAGUUUCGACUAUGGCUCCGUUAGAUCUUGAUAAAUACGUAGAAAUAGCGAGACACUGCAAAUACUUACCGGAAAAUGAUCUAAAGAGAUUAUGUGAUUAUGUUUGUGAUUUGCUGCUGGAAGAAUCAAAUGUUCAGCCAGUCUCUACUCCAGUUACUGUUUGUGGAGAUAUUCACGGUCAGUUUUAUGAUCUUUGCGAGCUUUUCAGAACUGGAGGCCAAGUUCCAGACACAAAUUACAUUUUCAUGGGAGAUUUUGUGGAUAGAGGAUAUUACAGCUUGGAGACAUUUACACACCUGCUGGCUUUAAAGGCAAAGUGGCCGGAUCGUAUCACACUUCUACGUGGAAACCAUGAAAGCAGACAAAUAACUCAAGUGUACGGCUUUUAUGAUGAGUGCCAAACAAAAUAUGGAAAUGCAAAUGCCUGGCGGUAUUGCACAAAAGUGUUUGACAUGCUGACCUGUGGCAGCUGUAAGUUCAUUCAUUGUACUUUCACAUUGUCUCAGUUGAUAGAUGAGCAGGUACUGUGCGUCCAUGGAGGUCUUUCACCAGACAUCAAGACUUUGGACCAGAUCCGCACCAUCGAACGCAACCAAGAAAUUCCCCACAAGGGGGCCUUCUGUGAUCUUGUGUGGUCAGACCCAGAAGAUGUGGACACCUGGGCUAUCAGUCCACGAGGUGCUGGCUGGCUGUUUGGUUCCAAGGUUACUAAUGAGUUUGUUCACAUCAACAAUUUGAAGCUCAUCUGCCGUGCGCAUCAGCUGGUUCAUGAAGGCUACAAGUUCAUGUUUGACGAGAAGCUAGUGACUGUGUGGUCAGCGCCAAACUACUGCUACCGCUGUGGAAACAUUGCAUCCAUCAUGGUCUUCAAGGAUGUGAACAGAAGAGAACCCAAGCUGUUCCGUGCUGUCCCUGACUCCGAGCGCGUCAUACCUCCUCGAACAACCACACCCUACUUCCUCUGAGUUGUCUCUGUUCUACCAUCUCUGCUCAUUAGAGAUCUCAACUCUCAAACUUAUUUAUAUGAAAUAUAUUUUAAGAAAGUAACAUCCCUCUCAGGGCUACAGCAUCUUGAGUAGAAAAGGGUUUCUUCUAAGGCUACAAUCUGUACCAUACUCACUUUGUUCUGUCAUAAAGGAAGAAAUCCUCUCAUACCCCCAAUGAGAAAAUUAUACUUUAAAAUUUCUUGAUAUUUUAAAUUUGUGUGAUGAAGAAAUGUUAAAUGGUUUAAUUUUGAUGUUCUGUAACCUUCUAAAGCAAAUAAAACAUUCAAACAAAGUGGUGCCAAUAAUGCAUAUUCAAAUAAAAUGAUAUGUAUAUUUCUUAAAGAAUGACUUGCAGACUUUUGAAAGACUAGUUUCUCCUCUUAGCAUGAUAAUUUUAUGAAUUAGGAAGCAAACUUGUUAAUAAUUGCUCCUGUUUAAACACCUCAGAUGCACAAACAGCUGCUGAGCCCUUCCUACAGCAUUGUGCCUUAAAUGCUGGUUUCAUGUUAAAAUGUCAUUUUUCAACCUUUUGUUAUCGCAGAUACUAUGUAUUUUUUUUGGCAAACAUCCACAAGGGUCUGUCUUAAAGUGGCAUUUUAUUUAGCAUUUUCUCAUCACUGUCUAUGGUAUGAUGAACGCUGUUGCAGCAGUGGCUUUUGUAUGAAAUAAUCAUUUUAAUUUGAAAAUUAAUUUUACAAUGAAAGUGCAUGUCCUUGAAGAGCUCAUCUCAGUAGUCGUAUUUGCAGUAGAGAACUGUUCAAUUUGAUGUUCCCCAUUUUUGUAAUUUGAAUAAAACAUUAUUCGUUGAA